This is a messenger RNA of Pneumocystis jirovecii RU7, 1035 nucleotides long. RefSeq lists its product as uncharacterized. Gene Ontology annotation, cellular component: cytoplasm. Bases 1 to 1035 code for a protein of 344 amino acids. Lineage: Eukaryota; Fungi; Ascomycota; Pneumocystomycetes; Pneumocystales; Pneumocystaceae. The record is from RefSeq and is a predicted model, not a curated record. The transcript is spliced from 9 exons.
AUGGAAAAAGUGCCUUUGACAAUUUUAACAGGUAAAAAUACAAGGAAAAUGACAAAUUUCUUGAUUUGUAAUACACUGCUUAAUCAUAUUUUGGAAAAACAGCAGUCAAAGAAAAUUGCAGUAAUAUUGAAUGAAUUUGGAAAUGCAUCUGAUAUUGAAAAAUCGCUUUCUAUAAAUUCUAGGGGCCAGAUUUCAGAAGAAUGGCUUGAAUUAAACAAUGGCUGUUUUUGUUGCACUAUAAAAGACAAUGCUGUUAUUGCAAUUGAAAAAUUAAUGAUGAAAAAGGGUGUAUUUGAUUAUAUAUUAUUAGAAACUACAGGUCUUGCUGAUAUAGGACCUAUUGUUCGUAUGUUUUGGUUAGAUGGCCCCUUAGAAUCUUCUAUUUACCUUGAUGGAGUAAUUACAGUUAUCGAUUGUUAUAAUAUUAUUCAUAUUCUUGAUAACGUAUCUGAUAAAAAGAAUAAUAUUACUAUUGCGCAUCUUCAGAUUUCACAUGCAGAUGUUUUGAUUAUGAACAAAACUGAUUUAUUAAAUGAAACACAACUUGGGAUAAUUACAGAACGAGUAAAAGGCAUAAAUUCAGAUGCUAAAAUGAUUUUUACCACAUAUUCCAAAAUAGAUGAAGUAUCAGUCAUUCUAGACCUUCAUGCUUAUGAUCAUCAAUCUGUUUUUCCUAUAGAAUCAAGAGAAAUAUCUUAUCAUGAUCCAAAUAUUACAACCGCAACUGUUCAAUUAAAAGUUUUGGAAAACGAAGAACAGAAAUCUAAGCUUGAACAUUGGAUUCAAUUAAUGUUAUGGGAAGGGCAAGUCUUAUCUGGUAGUUCUGAUCAAUACUUGGUAGAAAUUUACAGACUUAAGGGUAGAGUAAUAGUUCAAAAUACUUCAUGGUUGGUACAAGGUGUCCGAGAACUUUAUGAAUUCAUUCCUGAAUCUAUUAGUUUAAAUUCUGUAUCACCAAAGCUUAUUUUUAUAGGCAAAGGGCUUUUUCAAAUACCUUUGCAAAAUGCAUUGAAUACAUUUAUGAAUUUUGAAUAA